AAUAGUGAAAUAUACAGAUUUUAAACGAUAAGGGGACAUACAUAAAAUAUAGAAUACGGCUACGAGGCUAUAAGUUCUUCAAACUCGUGCUUGAUUUAUUCAGCAUGGAAACUAAUAACGAAGAUUUCGAACUCCGAUUAUUGAAGCGAGAAGAUAUUCGUUUGCUAAAACGUGAGACUGAUAAAGAAGGAUGGUGCGACAAAUUGGAUUUCAUGUUUGAAUGCUACGAGAAUAACCCUGAUACUUAUUAUGGUUUAUUUGCAAAAGAUGGUCGACUAAUAUCCACGUGCCAGGGUAUUCCUUUAACCGAUAACAUAGCGGCUAUAGCCGAAUUUUUGACUGUACGAGAGUUCAGGGGACGGCGAUACGGCAAACUAGUAUUCGAAGCAGUCGUAAAAGCCUUAGGGAAUCGAAUUAUCUAUUUAAAUGCCUUGCAUGCAGCCAUACCUAUGUAUGUCAAUAGAUGGCGCUUUUCCAAAACAUGCUUAGAAGGAUUUAUGCAAUGUGGAAUAUUGAGAUUGGCCGACGUCUACAAGAAAUUAGAGAAUGUUGACUUGGGUACAACGAAAAUUGAAUUCGUUGACAAAAAAGAAGAUGUUAUAGAUGAAAUAAUUGAUUACGACUCAUCCAUCUGCUCCUUCGAACGCAGGCGUUACGUUAGGAAUUGGAUAAUGAAGGAGGAUUAUUUGGCAGUUUUAGCCAGAGAUUCCGCAGGGAAGAUUAUAGGCUGGGCAGGUGUUAGAGCUACUUUAGAAACAGGCUAUAGAUUAUCACCUGUUUACGCUUCUUGUGACAAAUUAGCCCGAAUCCUCUUCUUAAAUAUAUUAACAAAACUAAAAGAUGGCAUCGACGUUGAGACUUACGGCAUAGUAAGAGAUGACGGCUUAUUAGAUGUCAUAAGUGAAUUAUUUUCAAACGCUACAAACAUAACAAGAUUCACCGGUUUACGUUCAGAAGGUGCCGAAGACUUGAAACACGAUUAUGACAAAGUAUACGCCCUUUUCAAUGUCGAGGAAACCAUAAUAUGACAUUUAAUUUCCGCCCUGUCAUCGUUUCGAUUCCGAAUAAAUUAAAAACUGAUUAUUAAUGUAAUUCAAACUUUUCCUUAUCUAACAACAAACUAAGCGGUUUGACCUUUUCUCUUUACAAGGCUCAAUCUAACUGAUUGAAAUAGUCCAGAAAGGAAAUAAAUUCCGCAUGAAAUAUGUAAAAACUGGUCCCACAGCUCUAUCUUAUCUGAAACUCUUAAGUAGGAAAUUAAAAAGGAUGGGUGAUUAGGAAAGUGAACUUUACUAGAGUACCAAAAAAUAAAAGAAAGAAUAUAAAGGGUUGGCUCAUAUCUAGUACAAUCCAAAGAUAAAUGAGUACCAAAUCGCUCUCGCUAAAGGAAUUAUCUUAUUUCCAUGAUUCUUCGUAUAAAGCGAACAACAGGAUAGAGAACAAAGGAUUCCAAGGCUAAUAUAGGGUGCAUUACUAAGAAUUUUAUUAGACGCUUGAGAGGAAUGACACGCUUGCCAAGUAUAAAAAAAAACUCGUAGUUGAAUUGUAUACGAUAAAGACGUCCAAUAUAAUCUAAUAUAAUAUGACGUCUAUAUACAAAUAUUCUUCGUAACGUCUUUUUUCAUUAUUGCUGUACACGAAAAGAGUAGAAUAUUAUUCGCAU
Messenger RNA from Dimorphilus gyrociliatus, 1663 nucleotides. The record is from the annotation of a GenBank genome assembly. NCBI's taxonomy places the organism in Eukaryota, Metazoa, Annelida, Polychaeta, Dinophilidae.